CCCGCCCGCCCCACUUCUCAUUCACUUGGCUCGCACCGCUCAGACAGCGCAAGGAGCACACACCGCCAGUCGGUGCGCAGAGCCGGAGCCAGAGGCCGCGGGGAUACCGGGCCAUGCACGCCCCGAACUGAAGCUGCAUCUCAAAGCCGCAGCUCGCAGCAGCCCGGGGGAUUUCAGGGAGCGCAGACUCGGAGGAACCUCUGCGCAGAGACCCCGGAAGCCCACUCCAGAGCAGGUCUUCAUUCCGACGCUCCGCUAGCGCAGACUGGAGCGCGCAGUGGCCCCGGCUCGCCGCGCCAUGGAGCGGAUCCCCAGCGCGCAACCACCUCCCGCCUGCCUGCCCAAAGCGCCGGGACUGGAGCACGGAGACCUACCAGGGAUGGAUUUUGCCCACAUGUACCAGGUGUACAAGUCGAGGCGGGGAAUAAAGCGGAGCGAGGACAGCAAGGAGACCUACAAAUUGCCGCACCGGCUCAUCGAGAAAAAGAGACGUGACCGGAUUAACGAGUGUAUCGCCCAGCUGAAGGAUCUCCUACCCGAACAUCUCAAACUUACAACUUUAGGUCACUUGGAAAAAGCAGUGGUUCUUGAACUUACCUUGAAACAUGUGAAAGCACUAACAAACCUAAUUGAUCAGCAGCAGCAGAAAAUCAUGGCUUUGCAGAGCGGUCUACAAGCUGGUGAGCUGUCAGGGAGAAAUGUCGAAGCAGGUCAGGAGAUGUUCUGCUCAGGUUUCCAGACAUGUGCCCGGGAGGUGCUUCAGUACCUGGCCAAACAUGAGAACACUCGGGACCUGAAGUCUUCUCAGCUCAUCACCCACCUCCACCGUGUGGUCUCAGAACUGCUGCAGGGUGGUACCUCCAGGAAGCCAUCAGACCCAGCUCCCAAAGUGAUGGACUUCAAGGAGAAACCCAGUUCCCUGGUCAAAGGCUCAGAAGGCCCUGGGAAAAACUGUGUUCCUGUCAUCCAGCGGACUUUUGCUCACUCGAGCGGGGAGCAGAGCGGCAGCGACACGGACACAGACAGUGGCUAUGGGGGAGAAUCUGAGAAGGGUGACUUGCGCAGCGAGCAGCCAUACUUCAAAAGCGAUCAUGGACGAAAGUUCACCAUGGGAGAACGGGUUGGCACAAUUAAGCAAGAGUCUGAAGAACCCCCCACAAAAAAGAGUCGAAUGCAGCUCUCAGAUGAUGAAGGCCAUUUCCCUAGCAGUGACCUGAUCAGUUCCCCAUUCCUGAGCCCACACCAGCCUCCUUUUUGCCUGCCCUUCUAUCUCAUCCCACCAUCAGCGACUGCCUACUUGCCCAUGCUGGAGAAGUGCUGGUAUCCCACCUCGGUGCCAGUGCUCUACCCAAGCCUCAAUGCCUCCGCCGCAGCCCUCACUAGCUUCAUGAACCCGGACAAGAUCUCAGCUCCCUUGCUCAUGCCCCAGAGACUCCCUUCUCCCUUGCCAGCCCACUCAUCCCUUGACUCUUCUGUCCUGCUCCAGGCUCUGAAGCAGAUCCCCCCUUUAAAUUUAGAAACCAAAGACUAAACCUUGUAGGGGAUCCUGCAGCUUUGCUUUCCUUCCUCCCUACUUCCAAAAAGAACAGCAAAAAAAUGUUUGUGUGAGUGGAGCGAGAUUGUUCCAUUGUGUAUUCUGAAAUAAUCUGAGGCAUGGAGAGAAGGUUCACUGUGUGUGUGUGUCUGUGUGUGUGUGCGUGCACGCAUGCACAUUUGUGCCUGUGUGUUGGUAUAGGACAUUAAAGCUCCUUUCAGCAUAGGGAAGUCACGAAGGAUUGCUUGAUAUCAGAAGCCUCGGGGUGGGGGUGGGGGUGAAUUGUAGCAGACUUCUGGGCCUUUCCCCACCCAGAGAAUAGCCCCCUUUGAUACAAACCAGCUAGGUUUUCAAAAGCUUCAAAGUCUUGGUCUGUGAGUCACUCUUCAGUUUGGGAGCUGGGUCUGUGGCUUUGAGCAAAAGGUGCUUUCAAAAGAGGGCUUUCCAGAGCACAGCUCCCAGCCAGCUGUUAGCACCCCACCCUUUUCCCUUUAUUGUCGAUGUGACUCACCAGACGACGGGGAGAGAGCAGUCAGACUGAGCUUUCUGCUAGCGUGGUGAGGUAGCACACACUGGCAUAGCACGGUAGUGGUUUGGGGAGAUUUCCGCAGGUCUGCCCCCCACCCCUGCCUCAGAUGAAUAAAGAGAAUGUAGUUCCCUACUCAGGCUUUCAUAGUGAUUAGCUUACUAAGGAACUGAAAACGGCCCCCUUGUACAAGCUGAGCUGCCAGGGAGAGAGGGAGGAGUUCCCCAGGCCUCUGGCACCUGUUUCUGGGUCUCACCAUUAGUACUUGCUGUCCAGGGAACCAAACCAGGGUCUGAGAGAUGCAGCCACCCUGAGCGCCCCAAAGUGCACAAAGCUGAGUAACAAACUGCUGUCCUCAAGCAGAGGUAGACUUGGCUUUCAAUUCUAUGCUAAAAUUCCUUUUAACCAAGCUUAGCUUCUCAAAGGCCUAACUAAGGCAUGGCACUGCAAGAUCCUUGCUGUAGGCUAAUUCCUCUUGCCCAGUGGCAUAUGGAGUGUCCUUAUUGCUAAAAAGGAUUCUGUCUCCUUCAAAGGAAUUUUAUUUUCAGUCCAGAGUACUUGUUUUCCUGACUUGUCCAGCUAGCCUCGCACCAGCUUUUCAAAAUGCACUAUGCUUGAUUGCCGAUCGUGUUUUAACUUUUUCUUUUCUUGUUUUUAUUUUGGUAUAAAGUUCAUUGCCUUUAUUGGUAAAGCUGUUAUAAAUAUAUAUUAUAUGAAUAUAUUAAAAAGGAAAAUGUUUCAGAUGUUUAUUUGUAUAAUUACUUGAUCUACAAAGUGAGAAAAAUGAAUGUAUUCCUGUUUUUGAAGAGAAGAAUAAUUUUUUUCUCUAGGGAGAGGUACAGUGUUUAUAUUUUGGAGCCUUCUUGAAGGUGUGAAAUUGUAAAUAUUUUUAUCUAUGAGUAAAUGUUAAGUAGUUGUUUUAAAAUACUUAAUAAAAUGAUCCUUUUCCUGUGGAAGAGAAA
Otolemur garnettii (small-eared galago) is the source of this 3022-nucleotide messenger RNA. It is a transcript of the gene BHLHE40, whose product is annotated as basic helix-loop-helix family member e40. The record is from RefSeq and is a predicted model, not a curated record. Lineage: Eukaryota; Metazoa; Chordata; Mammalia; Primates; Galagidae. Gene Ontology annotation, molecular function: DNA-binding transcription factor activity, RNA polymerase II-specific; protein dimerization activity; RNA polymerase II cis-regulatory region sequence-specific DNA binding. Gene Ontology annotation, biological process: regulation of transcription by RNA polymerase II; regulation of neurogenesis; anterior/posterior pattern specification. The transcript is spliced from 5 exons. Gene Ontology annotation, cellular component: nucleus. Bases 299 to 1531 code for a protein of 410 amino acids.